AUGCGUCUACUCCAUACAAAAGAGCUGGACACUGGGGGGUUUGAGCUAAAAGAAUUCGGCCAAGAAAAUGUCCCGCCCUACGCCAUUCUGUCGCACACUUGGGGUGAAGAAGAAGUCACCUUUCAAGACAUGACUCUUGGUCGCUUUGCAAACAAGAAAGGCUACGACAAGAUCAAAGGCUGUUGUAUCCUGGCAAGGGCUAACGGAUACGACUAUGCCUGGGUAGACACCUGUUGCAUCGACAAGACAAGCAGUGCUGAGCUGUCUGAGGCAAUCAACUCCAUGUACCAGUGGUACGUUGAAGCCGAUGUCUGCUAUGGCUUUCUUGCAGACGUGCCGUCCAAGGUUGCUUUUUCGGAGAGCAGGUGGUUUACCAGAGGGUGGACGCUUCAAGAAUUGAUUGCACCAGAGACGAUGAUCUUCUUAGAUGAAGCAUGGAACGAGUUGGGUACCAGAGAAAGCCUGAAACAAGAAAUCUCCAAGCGCACCGGCAUACCUAUGAGCGUUCUCUCUGGUUCCAGUCUCGGGAGUGUAAGUGUUGCGCAAAAAAUGUCAUGGGCCUCUUCAAGGCAAACAUCACGGUCUGAAGACCGAGCCUACUGUCUGAUGGGCAUAUUUGGCAUCAACAUGCCAUUAUUAUAUGGCGAGGGGGACAGGGCCUUUAUGAGGCUCCAAGAGGAGAUCAUGAAGGUGACGGACGACGACAGCAUUUUCGCCUGGAGAUCCAAAACCCAGCGCCACUCAUCGCUAUUGGCUACAUCUCCAGAUGCGUUUGAGCACUCCGGCAACAUUGUCCGUAGGCGCACUGGCUGGCUUCCAGACAGCAGAUCUUGGACAGUCAGUAACAAGGGUAUUCGCCUAGAGCUAUCUUAUAUGGGAGUAGGACACCAAGGACUGGGACUUGCCAUACUGCAUUGCGCAGAACGCAACAGAAAGAGACACGACUUUAUUGCGAUAUACCUCAAAGAUGUAUCCCUUACCAUGGAGAACUUUGAGAGAGUCUGGUGCGAACGGUACGAGUUGUUUGAUCCCAUGCCUUUUCGACCAAGUCAACGCCCUCAAAGAUGGAUAAACGUUCGGCAACACCGUCCAGUAACAACGCGAAUGCGAAAUCGUCACCAGAUAGGAAGCGCAAGUAUUGCCGCGCCGGGGCAACCCCCGCCGAACCCUCGUGAUGACCCUGAUUGGGUGAAUUGGAAUUCUGGAGAGCAGCCUUCGCUCCUCGACAUGGCAAAGGCAGGGCGCGUGUUGGAGACGCAAUGGCUACUUGCAGAGCGUUCCACCAAGCCCGAUCAGAAGGAUAGGAGUGGACGAACUGCUCUGUCAUAUGCAGCGGCUAAUGGGCAUGCCAAGAUUGUAUGGCUGCUCCUAAUGCGGCGUGAUGUCAAGCCAGAUGAGAAGGAUUCAGGCGGACGAACGCCUCUGUCUCAUGCGGCUAAAGAGGGUCAUGCUGAAGUUGUCUGGCUCCUCUUGACCCGAGGGGAUAUCGAUAUCCACUCAAAGGAUAAUAAAGGCCAGACACCACUAUUCCAUGCAGCGGCAAACGGGCGCAAAACCAUCAUAUCAAUGUUGUUGGCUCGCGGAGAGUCCCAGCAUCACUUGAGAGACGAUUCCGGGAGGACGCCGCUCUCGUAUGCGUCAGAAGGGGGACACGAAGCCGCUGUAGAGAUGUUCCUCGACCGAAGCGAUAUGGACGCAGAUGCAAGAGACGAUCAGGGACUAACUCCUCUCGCCUAUGCCGCCUUUAACGGACACUAUUCGGUCACCAUCAUGUUGAUUGAGCAGGGAGCCGAUAUCGACUCACAGGAUAAUCAUCGUCAGACGCCGCUGUGGUUAGCAACUCAGAAGGGCCAUGAGAGGAUUGUCGAUUUACUCCUCAAUAACGGGGCCAAUAUGGAGAUUAAGGGCUACGAUGGUAGCACGCCGCUUUUAUCUGCAGUUUGUCUAGGGCGGGAUGACAUUAUGCAGCUGCUCAUCGACAAAGGCGCAGAUUUAAAUACGACGAAUGAAUACGGCGAAACACCGCUCAUUAGGGCCAUCAGAGAUGAACAUGCGGCUAUGGCCAAAAUAUUGAUUGAAAAGGGUGCCAAAGUCGAUGUGAAAGACAAGUACCACACAACUGCGCUGCAGUAUGCAUCUGAGAAGGGAUACCAUGACAUUGUUCAACUGCUAGGCCACAACGGUGCUUAA
This is a messenger RNA of Trichoderma breve, 2190 nucleotides long. RefSeq names its product ankyrin repeats (3 copies) domain-containing protein. The transcript has 2 exons. Gene Ontology annotation, molecular function: protein binding. Lineage: Eukaryota; Fungi; Ascomycota; Sordariomycetes; Hypocreales; Hypocreaceae. Bases 1 to 2190 code for a protein of 729 amino acids. The record is from RefSeq and is a predicted model, not a curated record.